CUCCUCCGGCUGUUUGCUUACCCACCUGACAGCAGCAGCCACCCGCUUCACAUCGCAACACUCCCAAGUCCUGGACGGGUGAUGGAGGGGCACCGAGCCUGCUUUCCGGCCAACUAGAUUAUCUAGACACAGAAGGCUCUCAGCCGGCUGCCAAGCAAGAUCAUGGUCUCCUGGAUUAUUUCGAGGAUAGUUGUCCUUGCCUUUGGGACGCUCUACCCGGCGUACUCCUCCUACAAGGCUGUCAAAACGAAGAACGUGAAGGAAUAUGUGAAGUGGAUGAUGUACUGGAUAGUGUUUGCAUUGUUUACUACAGCAGAAACAGCCACAGACUUGCUUCUGUCGUGGUUUCCUUUUUACUUUGAGCUAAAGAUUGCCUUUGUAAUCUGGCUCCUGUCCCCGUACACUAAAGGCUCCAGCGUCCUCUACCGCAAGUUUGUCCACCCAACGCUGUCCAACAAGGAGAAGGAAAUUGAUGAGUACAUCACUCAGGCCAAAGACAGGAGUUAUGAGACCAUGAUGAGGUUUGGAAAACGAGGUCUCAACCUCGCUGCUAAUGCUGCUGUCACUGCAGCCACCAAGGGGCAGGGCGUGCUGUCAGACAAGCUGCGGAGUUUCAGCAUGCAGGAUCUGACUCUCAUCAACACGGAGGAUGAGCUGGACCUGCACACGUCAGAGGUUCGAGCCAGGCGAGAGCCCUUGGACGAGAUGAGCUCGGGGGCCAGCACGUUGCCUCGGGCAAAGAGCGUCACCACACGGCAGACCCGCUCCGCAGCRGCCGCAGCUUUAGCCGACGACGCCUCGUCCCAGCACAGCUCCGACCUGUCGGACACCAGGACAGAGCACUCCGACGACGACCUCGGGGACAAGGCACCCAAACGCAGCACCGGCGCCAAGACGACAAAGAAACCUGUGGCUGCGAAGACGGAGACCCAACCCAAGACCAUAAAGAAGCCUGUAAAGAAAAAGACCACCACUAAUAACGCAGAGACACCCCCAUGAGUCCCGCUUCACACAACUUGUAAUCUCCUCUUCCUCUCCAGUCUCCACACACACACAUGCUGUGUAAAUAAAGCACGGACACCGUCACUCCUGCUGGUUUUAGAGCAAAGUACAGGUGUUGUUUGUCUUGGCGAUAAGCGACCUGUUUCAGGUUUUGAAAGUUUGCUUCCUGUUGUAUAAUUUCUCUCUUUAUGCUCAGGUAAUCUGAGUGUUACCUGCUGGGGUUUGUGCCUAAAUUAUUAUUUUAGAAUCUUAAAAUGGUUAGUAAUUUGGUCAGAAAUGUUGUUUUUCGUGGUCUGAAAAACAGAAAAAAGCUAACUUCUCAGUUGCAUCAGGUUCACUUUGAGUUGCCAGUUCAGAUACUUCAGACUGAGGCUUUUUGUUUGUAGUAUAAUAUAAUUUCUUCACGUAGUUUCAUAUAUUUAGCUUACUUUUAGGCUAAAGAUGCACAUUAGUGUUUGGUGGCUGAUACAAGUCAUACAUCUCUAACUAAACUAAGUCUUGAUUUGGAGCACAGUCAUGAAAGGGAACACAAAGUAGAUUUUAAUCAGUGCAUAAAAAGAAAUUGGAGUAAAUGUUAUUGUUCUCACUCAAGUGUCGCUAGGUUUACUAGAACAUUUGUAUUGCUCUAUAGUCAUCUAUCCUCUUUGCCUCCCCAUUUUUUGAUUCUUACACAAAGAAAACAGUUGAAGAAAUUGAAAUGAAAGUUUUAGCUCCUCUUGUCUACAUGUUCACGUCGCUGUGAGUGAAUCUGGCUCUGCUACGUUCAGGUCUCAUUCUUUUAAUGUGAUUUUAAGUCGUCCAGGAGGUGGAGUGCUCUGUUUAGUGCUGGCCAUUCUUCAUUUAGAUUUCCACUGUAUUUAUUUAUCAUUUAUUUCCCUGCUGUUUUCUGUCUGUUUUAUAGUUGUGUAAUAUUUGUAAGAACUAUUAAGUGUAAUUAAGGCCAGUGACGGAGACGACACCUCAGUGCCGGCUGGAUUUUUUUAGUUUUCAAAAGUAAAAGAAAAAGAAGAAACUUUGCACUUUCUGUCUUCAUACCCAAAUGGGUGGCGACAUUUUUUCAUGUUUGCGUAGCAAACCUCAACUGACUGAGGAUUAGAUCUGAUUAGACCAGGUGUGUUUAAUUCUGGUCCUCGAGGGCCACUAUCUGCAUGUUUUACUUGUUUCCCUUCUUCAGCACACCUGAUUUAGUGAUUGAAUGAUCUUUUUAUGUUCCGCAGAAGCCUGUUAAUCACCCGUUCCUUUUAAUCAGGUCUGUUUGAGCAGAGAAACCUGGAAAACAUGCAGGAUAGUGGUCCUCGAGGACCAGGACUGGGGAAGCGCUGCUGUAAGACAUGAAACUCAUCUGUACCAGUGUUAACCAGCAGGGGGAGACAAAGUCCACCUCAACUGUUGGAUAAAUGACUGAAAAGCGUGUAAAUGCAAUAUAAAUAGUAUCCCUGAGUGUACAUACAUCUUAAACUUACUCGCCUUAUUUAUUGUCAGGGUUUAAACAAAAAUUACUAUUUUAUUUUUUUCUCUUUUGGCCUUGACAAAUCAUUGGUUUUGAGAGCAGAACCAAUCAAAGCAAACUUUUGUGGUCAUGGAAGGAUUUCUAAAUCUGCAAUUUUUUUUUUUUUAGUUUUUAAUGCUUUUGAACUUUAUCUCACAAGUAGAGAAUCUAUAGCUCUGUAGAGUCGAUGCUUGUAUAAUAACAGCCUGCUAUCUUCUCUAUUAUGCCUUUGUUCAUUUUGUCUUAAUUUUUUUUUCUCUGAAAAUUUACAAUCAACAUUUCAUCAUUCUUAUAAGGCCACAUUUUCAUCCUGCAUCUUAUUUAUUGUUGGUUGUGUUUUUCAGUAUUGCAAACAAACAUGGAUGUAAAUUUGUAUAUUGUUUGUGCCACUUCUUUUUAGUUUUGUGUAAAAAAGACAGCGGCGUGUGUCAGCUGCCACUGUGCUAUCGGUCAAGAAAUUGCUACUAAUAAAGGAGAUUAAGUAUU
Austrofundulus limnaeus is the source of this 2977-nucleotide messenger RNA. RefSeq names its product receptor accessory protein 2 (gene reep2). The record is from RefSeq and is a predicted model, not a curated record. NCBI's taxonomy places the organism in Eukaryota, Metazoa, Chordata, Actinopteri, Cyprinodontiformes, Rivulidae. Gene Ontology annotation, molecular function: taste receptor binding; microtubule binding. The transcript has 8 exons. The coding region runs from base 163 to 999 and encodes 278 amino acids. Gene Ontology annotation, cellular component: endoplasmic reticulum membrane; cytoplasmic microtubule; endoplasmic reticulum tubular network. Gene Ontology annotation, biological process: endoplasmic reticulum tubular network organization.